Messenger RNA from Setaria italica (foxtail millet), 3227 nucleotides. RefSeq names its product non-lysosomal glucosylceramidase. Bases 169 to 3027 code for a protein of 952 amino acids. The transcript has 20 exons. Gene Ontology annotation, molecular function: beta-glucosidase activity; glucosylceramidase activity. The record is from RefSeq and is a predicted model, not a curated record. NCBI's taxonomy places the organism in Eukaryota, Viridiplantae, Streptophyta, Magnoliopsida, Poales, Poaceae. Gene Ontology annotation, biological process: glucosylceramide catabolic process; carbohydrate metabolic process. Gene Ontology annotation, cellular component: membrane.
CAGGCCUUCAUCUGCUCCGUUUUCUUUCGUCUCCACUGGCCCCCCCAGCCUGAGUCCCGCCGGGAGCGCGCACAGACGAAGAGAGCUCAGAAGAUCGAUCGAUCGAUCGCUCGCUCGCUCGUUGGGGAUUCGCCCUAGGAGAAGGGCUAGCCCAAAAAAGUAAGAAACAUGGUAGAAAAUGGCACGGAUGAGCAACCAAAAGGGGUGUCUCGGAAUUGUCCCCCAGCUCAUAUGAAUGGUGAUGAGGAAAAGGUGUAUCCUGGACAACUUCCAGUGUUGACCUGGGAACACAAGCUAACUCAUGUUAGACAUGAUUUGCCAUCAUUCAGGCUUACAUGGAGAGAGACAAGGCAGCUGGCUGGUAUUGGUCUUCGUCUUGGUCGACAUAUCCUUGAAGAAACUUCAAAAGGACGAGUUUCUGUUAUUGAUCCUAUGAAAAAGCGAAUUGCAAAAUCCGGUCAGGGUGUUCCACUUGGUGGCAUUGGUGCAGGAAGUAUUGGAAGAAGCUACACAGGUGACUUCCAACGUUGGCAAUUGUUUCCAGGAACUUGUGAGGACAAACCUGUACUGGCUAAUCAAUUUUCUGCCUUCAUUUCCCACCAAGAUGGUCGAAAAUAUUCCACAGUGUUGCAUCCUGGGAAACCAGAUUUGCCAAAAGGAAGUGAGAUUUCAGGAAUUGGAUCCUGGGACUGGAAUAUGAGUGGACAACACUCUACUUAUCAUGCUCUUUACCCUAGGGCCUGGACAGUAUAUGAUGGAGAACCUGAUCCGGAGCUCAAUAUAGUAUGCCGUCAGAUUUCUCCAAUUAUUCCACACAAUUAUCAACAGAGCAGCUAUCCAGCUGCAGUAUUCACUUUCACAGUAACUAAUUCAGGACAUACAGCUGCUGAUGUGACUUUGCUUUUUACAUGGGCUAACUCUGUUGGUGGAAAAUCUGAGCUCACGGGAUACCAUUCCAACUCCAGUAUGAUAGAAAAGGAUGGCGUUCAUGGCAUACUGUUACAUCACAGCAGAACAGCAGAUGGUCAACCACCUGUAACUUUCGCGAUAGCUGCACAGGAGAAAGAGGAUAUUCAUAUCUCUGAAUGUCCCUGCUUCCUAAUAUCUGGGAACUCUGAUGGAUUCACAGCAAAAGAUAUGUGGAAUUCUGUGAAAGAGCAUGGAUCUUUUGAUCAUCUUGAUCCCAUCAAAACUUCAAUGUGCUCCAAGCCAGGAUCAUCAAUAGGGGCAGCUAUUGCCGCUUCUCUUAAGAUUGCUCCCAAGGCAACCCAGGAUGUUUCAUUUUCACUUGCAUGGGCUUGUCCUGAAGUGAAGUUCUCCAGUGGGAAAACAUAUCAUAGGCGUUACACCAAGUUUUAUGGCACAGAUGUUGAUGCAGCAGCAAGCCUUGCUCAUGAUGCUAUUCUUGAACAUACUACCUGGGAGAGGCAGAUUGAGGACUGGCAGGAUCCUAUUUUGCAAGACGAGAGGUUUCCUGCAUGGUAUCCAGUUACGCUAUUCAAUGAACUAUAUUAUCUUAACGCUGGAGGAACUAUAUGGACAGAUGGAUUGCCACCAAUUCAAAGCUUGACAGCAAUUGGUGGUAAAAAAUUUUCUCUUGACAUGUUAAACGAUGAUGAUGUCAAUGAGAUGAUCCAACAGAAUAAUACUGCUUCUGACAUUCUUCAUCGAAUGGCAUCAAUACUUGAGAGGAUGCAUGCAUCUAUUGCAUCGAAUUCUGCUAUAGGAACAACUUUGCUCCAUGGCGAAGAGAACAUUGGGCAAUUUCUGUACCUUGAGGGCAUUGAGUAUUAUAUGUGGAACACAUAUGAUGUCCACUUUUAUGCAUCAUUUUCACUGGUCAUGUUAUUUCCAAAACUUCAAAUUAGCGUUCAGAGAGACUUUGCCGCUGCUGUCAUGAUGCAUGAUCCUGAAAAGCUCAGGAUCUUGCAUGAUGGGAAAUGGGCUGCAAGAAAAGUUCUCGGUGCUGUUCCUCAUGAUCUUGGGUUAUAUGACCCGUGGUUCAAAGUGAAUGCGUAUACACUCUAUAAUACUGAUCGAUGGAAAGAUUUGAAUCCAAAGUUUGUGCUGCAAGUUUAUAGAGAUGUUGUGGCCACAGGGGAUAAAUCCUUUGCCCGAGCUGUUUGGCCGUCAGUUUAUAUGGCAAUGGCAUAUAUGGAGCAAUUUGACAAGGAUAAAGAUGGGAUGAUUGAAAAUGAGAAUUUCCCAGAUCAAACAUAUGAUGUGUGGUCAAUGGCUGGUAUAAGUGCAUACUGCGGUGGUCUUUGGGUGGCUGCUCUUCAGGCUGCAUCAGCCUUGGCACGGGAAGUUGGUGACGAAGCUUCUGAAAAGCUUUUUUGGGACAAAUAUGAGAAGGCCAAGUCUGUGUAUAGCAAGUUAUGGAAUGGUUCUUACUUCAAUUAUGAUGAUGGUGACAACAAAGUGAGCACAUCUAUCCAAGCAGAUCAAUUGGCUGGGCAGUGGUACGCCAAAGCGUGUGGUCUCUUCCCAAUUGUUGACAAGGAUAAGGCACAAAGUGCAUUAGAAAAGAUAUAUUCUUUCAACGUGAUGAAGUUUAAGGAUGGUACAAGGGGAGCGAUGAAUGGGAUGUGGCCAGAUGGCACACUGGACAUGUCUGCAAUGCAGUCUAGGGAGAUAUGGCCAGGUGUGACAUAUGCACUAGCUGCGACCAUGAUUCAAGAAGGCAUGGUAGAGCAGGGGUUUAAGACAGCUGAAGGGAUCUAUCAUGCUGCCUGGUCUCCAGAAGGACUUGGAUACUCAUUCCAAACUCCUGAAGCUUGGAACAAUGACGACGAGUACCGGUCCCUGUGCUACAUGCGUCCGCUUGCCAUAUGGGCAAUACAGUGGGCAUUGUCCAACCCGAAGCUCCACAACACUCCUCAGACAGAUAUAGCCCAGGAUUCUUUCCCCAAGACCCAGAUCUCUUACACACGAAUUGCGAAGCUCCUGCAGUUGCCUGAAGAUGAAUCGUCUAAGAGCUUCGUUAGAGUGGUGUAUGAGAUUAUCCAAAACAGGUUUUGGUCCUGAUCUGAAACAGGUCAGAGCCCCAGAUGCCUGAAAGUAUAGAAGGUCCAAACAAUUCAAACAUUCGUAGGUGUGAUUGUUGAUUGUGAACAUCGUCGCUGUUGCUCUGGAACAUUCGUAUAUAAUUGGUGGUGAUAAAUAUAUGGAAUAUGGCUACCGAGAGGGCAAUAAUGGUAAAUAUUUUGUUGAGUUCUUUUUCCAAA